Messenger RNA from Erigeron canadensis, 2057 nucleotides. RefSeq names its product importin subunit alpha-9-like. The record is from RefSeq and is a predicted model, not a curated record. Gene Ontology annotation, cellular component: nucleus; cytoplasm. The transcript is spliced from 11 exons. The coding region runs from base 248 to 1798 and encodes 516 amino acids. Gene Ontology annotation, molecular function: nuclear import signal receptor activity; protein binding. Lineage: Eukaryota; Viridiplantae; Streptophyta; Magnoliopsida; Asterales; Asteraceae. Gene Ontology annotation, biological process: NLS-bearing protein import into nucleus.
CGAGAACUCUGUAAACUUACGAGGAUAAGAAAUUUCUUUUUUCUCUGUAAAUGGUUGAUGUACUGAUAAUUUCCGCAUAAAUAAAUAUUCAACCCUAAUUUAAAGAGCUUCUAUACUGCUACACACAGACAAAACUGCACAUUCCUUUCUUUCUUGACUAUGACCAUUUGACAUUUGACUACACCAAUUUCUUGGCGCCCAAAACCCACAUCCAUUCUUGUUUCAAAAUCCCCCAUCUCUUGUAACAAUGGCUGGUGAAAUCACAACCUCCCAUAGGAGACAACCCAUCAAACAUACAGUUGGAAAUGGUGCUGUACAAAGAAGAAGACAGCAUGCGGUUUCAGUGGCUAAACAAAGAAGAGAAGCAAUGUUUCAGACGAAACGAUUGUGUAGAGAGGGUGUUCGUGUUGAUAUGGAUGUUGUCUCUAAUGGUGACAUGAUGAUUGAAGAGGAGCCGUUGAUUUUAGAGGCAAAAACAACUUCUGCUGUUGAAGAUUUGAAGGUUGCAGUUUCUUUAAAGGGGAAAGAAGCGGUUUCAGAAAAGGUGAAUGCUCUUCGUGAAUUAAGGCAGUUAUUGUCUAGACCUGACUUUCCUUUUGUUGAAGUUGCUAUUAAAUGUGGUGUGAUAUCCCUACUUGCUCAAUGUCUUUCGUUUGGCUCUGAGGAUGAGCAGUUGCUUGAAGCAGCUUGGUGUCUAACAAACAUAGCUGCUGGAAAACCAGAAGAAACGAAAGCUUUGGUACCAACAUUACCAUUACUCAUUGCCCAUCUUGGAGGAUGUAGCUCAUUAUCUGUUGCGGAGCAAUGUGCAUGGGCAUUAGGAAAUGUGGCCGAUGAAGAGGAGUUGAGAGAUCUUCUCCUUUCACAAGGAGCAUUACCUCCUCUAGCUAAAAUGAUGUUACCAGAUGACGGGUCAACAGUCAGAAUAGCUGCUUGGGCGUUAUCAAACUUAAUCAAGGGAGCAGGCCCAGAGGCUGCAAUAGAACUCAUAAAAGUUGAAGGUUUGGUGGAUGCUAUACUUCGACACUUGAAGAAAUCGGACACUGAAUUAACAACGGAAGUAGCAUGGGUGGUUGUUUAUCUAGCAGCUCUUUCAGAUGUUGCUGCAAGUGUGCUAAUGAAGACUGACCUUAUUCAAGUUCUUGUGGACCAGUUGGCCGCCUCAAAUAGUUUGCAUUCACUCAUUCCGCUCCUUCGGAGCUUAGGUAAUCUGAUGGCCGGUGAUGCUUACACCACAAAUGUUCUUGUUCCUGGACAGGAAAUUACAGAUAGUAUUAUCCGUUCAUUGAGCAAAUGCUUGAAGAGUGAGCAUCGUAUUGUGAAAAAGGAAGCAACUUGGGUGCUAUCAAACAUAGCAGCGGGCUCAAUUGCUCACAAGCAACUGAUAUGCAAGAGUGAAGCCUCAGCGUUAUUAUUGCAACUUCUUGCUGCGGCGCCAUUUGACAUAAAAAAAGAGGUAGCAUAUGUUCUGGGCAACCUCUGUGUGGCUCCUGCUGAUGGGUCUGGUAGACCAAACUUAUUAUUAGACCACCUGGUUCCAUUUGUUAGAAAUGGAUGUCUUCGUGGUUUCAUCAAUUUGGUGCGGUCAGCUGAUCUUGAAGCUGCACGAAUUGGACUUCAUUUCAUUGAACUGGUGUUAAGAGGGAUGCCGAAUGGUGAGGGCCAGAAGCAUGUGGAAGUAGCAGAUGGAAUAGAUGCAAUGGAACGGUUUCAGUUUCAUGAAAAUGAAGAUCUUAGAGUGAUGGCCAAUAUGUUAGUCGACAGUUAUUUUGGUGAGACGUAUGGACUCGACGAUUAGAAAAAAAGAAUAGAUUGAUGGAUUGAUUAUUUGUGUAGGUAAAGCAUAGGUUCUCACUCUUGAUGGUUGGAUACAACUUCUAGUCUAUGUUAGUUUUUCGGGUACAUAUGGAUGUUUAGUGCGUUGACAGCGUUAGGGUUGGUUGUAUACUAAAAAAAGAGUUGGUUUUUUAUAGUUAGGGGAAUGUGAACCUUUUUACUAUCGGAAAUCAUUUUAUUACCCAUAUAUUAUUUAUCAGAAUAAGAGUGUUUGUUUGUUA